CCAUGGGAGCUGGAGGCGUUGUGUGUUUUCACAUGGACUCUCUCUCUGCAGUUGCGGACUGACUUCCUUUCUGUCCCGAGUUAGAGGUCCGGGAGACCCAUUUCUUGACCUUCUGAAAGCAGCCGAGUUGUCACUUUAUUCGAGUUUUGCUGCGACGCGCGUGUCUCUGAGAGUCUCACUCGUGUAGAUCUAGAUCCAAGCCAUCCAAGACCUCUAAAGAGAAGAAUUACCACACUUAUGGCAGGGGUUCUGCACUCAGUAUUUCAGAGGCCUCCAGGCAGAUUACAGACUGUGAAGAAAGGUGCAGAAUCUCUCAUUGGUUCAGAAUGGAUACGUCACAAAUUUACCAGAUCAAGAAUUCCAGAUAAAGUGUUUCAGCCUAAACCUGAAGAUCAUGAAAAAUAUGGUGGGGACCCCCAGAACCCUCAUAAACUGCACAUUGUUACAAGAAUAAAAAGUACAAAGAGGUGUCCAUACUGGGAAAAAGAUACGAUCAAGAUGCUCGGCCUACAGAAGGCACACAGCCCUCAGAUUCACAAGAACAUCCCGUCGGUGAAUGCAAAGCUGAAAGUGGUGAAACACUUGAUACGCAUCCAGCCCCUGAAGCUGCCACAGGGACUUCCCACAGAAGAGACCAUGUCCAGCACGUGCCUCAAGAGCACUGGGGAGUUGGUCUUGCAGUGGCAUCUGAAGCCUGUGGAGCAGGAAGCAAAGUCCUGAUGCCACACAGCUUCAGCUUACAGACACACUUACUGAGGAAACUAUUCUUAUUAAAGUGAAUGUUAAUCCAGUCA
Molecule: messenger RNA, 794 nt
Organism: Grammomys surdaster
Lineage: Eukaryota; Metazoa; Chordata; Mammalia; Rodentia; Muridae
Gene: Mrpl30
Product: mitochondrial ribosomal protein L30
Exons: 5
Coding region: 238-720 (160 amino acids)
Biological process (GO): translation
Cellular component (GO): large ribosomal subunit; mitochondrion
Molecular function (GO): structural constituent of ribosome
Source: RefSeq, a predicted model, not a curated record